CCAUAUUACUAUCAAAUUUGAAAAACAAAGAUGAAUGAUAAUUAUAACAUCAUGUGUACAAGUUUCAAUCAAAAAUAUAUGGAAGAUAAGGCCAAAAAUAAUAUAUGUCUGUUUACGGUUACCCGACCUACCCUACUUUUGAGCGCCGACCCUAAGUCAUUUUAUUUCCGUCGUAAAGUAAAAAAAAACUGAACUCGUGUCAAAAGCGAAGUUAGUGUUGCAAAUGAUAUAAAUAAAUUGCCUGAUACAUCCCAAUGUUCCAUUCGUGAAUAUGACAGCUGUUUUAAGGAAAUUCGCAAUUCGUGUGAUGAAAAAAACACUUUGCCGCCAUUUUUUUCCAAGGGAAAUAAUCCAAUCAUCAAAAAUACGGGUAAACUCAGCCCAUGAUCAUCUCGGACCACUACAAGUUGAAACAGCAUGACUCAAAAUCAUGUCACAAAAAAUAAAAUGAAAAUACCGACCUACCUACCCUAUUUUUUUAAAGUAUGUAACCUUAAACAGACACAUAUUUUUUUUGUUGGCCUAAAUAGAAAAGUAACUUCACCGUCUAAUUCAAUAAUCUUGAAGUAGAGUCUAUGAUUGAAUAUAUCUAUCAACCAGUAUCAGCUUACUUCCCAUAUAGAAUUAUACAUACUCAAUGAAAGAAAUUGGUUAUAGAAUUGAAAAAGAUACUUUAUCAAAUUUACUGAUUACUGAAUGUCAAAUAUCUAUCACAGUUUACCUGUUCAUAUAAUUUGGCUGCUAUUAAAUUUUAGUGUUAGUGAAUGGCUAGUAUUUCUUAAAAGUCUGUUCAACUUGUUAUAUAUGUUUAUAUUGUACUUAUUAUUAGGUAAUAAGUAUCUGUAUUAUCAAUUGUUAUUCCUAACAAACAAAAUUUUACAUUUUCAGAAGAUGUUCACAAUUGCAAAGUUAAAGGAACAGUCUUCAAAUACCCCCUACAGAGUACCAAUUAAGGUACAAACAGUUAGUGUUGGUACAACCAACACAUACAUCAGAGAUGGCCAGAAGAAGUCUGCCACAACCAUUGGUUUUGCAGACCAGACUGGUGUAAUAAAGGGGCAGUGCUACGACAGUAGCAAAUUGACUACAAUCAAAGAAAACAGCUCUGUAAUGAUAAGGAACUACAUCUUCCGGGAUAGUACAAUCAUCAUAACAUCAGCCACUAAGGUUAACGUUACUAGUGGAGUUGGAGACAUUGACCCAAUCCACAGGAGCCAAGCAGCAGAGCUCUCCAGACCACCACCUCCACCAGCAGUUGUUUCAAUUGAAAAAGCCAAGAAAACAACAGCAGAUACAAGUGUAUCUGUCAGAGGGAAAGUCAUCAGAGUGGAUGCUGUCUUAGAAAGAGUUACCCAAAGAACACAGGAAACAAUCAAGCUUAAGCAGAUAUAUAUACAGGACAGUACUGGGGAAGUUAAAGUCAGUAUGUGGAGACAGCUUGCAGAAACAUCAAUAGAAGUUGGAAAAACUGUCGAAAUAACUUUCCUAAAGCUAAAUAUACACAAAGGAGAGAUAAGCUUACAGACCAUUCCUCAAAGUACACUUGAGUUUGUGUCAGAACAACACAAGGUGGUUAUAGAUGGAUUCUACAAGGAAGAGGAUGAUAUUAUUCUUGUCUGUAAACAAGAUGAUGUUUACUCUGACUAUAAAUGCCCCCUACAUGCCCUUAGAGAAGUUGUUAGUGAUGAAGAACAAGCAGAAACAGUGAUUGAAGGAAUGAUUCCCUUCAAUGCUGUGAUUGUUGUAUCAGGGAAUAACACUAUUUCAUCAGUGACAAUGGAUUAAAAAUACCAUAUAAAACUGUUCAUCAAAAUUAUAGUCCAUCAAAAACCACACUUCAUUAGAAUUUUCAAUAUACUGCAAAGUUGAGUGCAGUUAUAUUUCUUCAAAUUUUCACUGCCAAAUUGGGUGCAGUCCAUAAUGAAAGUUUAAUACAAAAUCUGUCUUAAAAAUUUAUAUUUUGAACAAAGUUAUUUGUCUUAGAAUCUGUACAUCAAAAACCACACUUUAUUAGAAUUUUUAAUUUACACCCAAGUUGAAUACAUUAUUUAAUAUUUUGAAAAAAGAUAUGUUCCUUAGAAACUGUUUAUCAAAAACCACCCUAUUAUUAGAAUUUUCAAUGUACUGCAAAGUUGAGUGCAGUUACAUUUUUUCAAAUUUUCACUGCCAAAUUGAGCGCAGUUCAUAAUGAAAGUUCAAUACAAAAUCUGUAUUCGAAAAACUAACUAUUAAUUUUGGAUUUUGUACAGAAAUGAUAUUUACUUUUAUUCACACAGUAUUGUUAUUCAAAAGUUAUUGCAAAUGGAGAAUUAUCUUGUAUUGUUAAUAAUGUCUUCUUUACAAAUGAUCCUGUAUGCAUAUAUCCUUUAUUCAGUCAUGGGAAGUUUCCUAGCAAUGGCUAGAUUUGAUUAACUUAUACAAAAUUAUACAACAAUUUAUAGAAGUAUAAACAUGUACAUACUACGAUAAGUUAUGAAAUGUAAAUAUUUAUGGUUUAAUUAAUUGUUAUAGAAAUACAUUAACUGGUGUAUAUUAGUGAAAUAUUGAUUGUAUUGAUUGAAUAGGAAUGAAAGUGCAGGAAGUAAAAGGAUGCAAAACUUGCAAAUAUUAUGAAAGUUAAUAUUUUUGUAAUAUCACAAAGUGUUAGAUAAUCUAUGGUCCACUUAAAAAUAUUCCAGUCUUCCAUCCAUAUUAUAUGAUCUCAUUAUAUAUUUUAUUUGUUAUAACUAAGGUUGUUUUUUGAAAACUUUUUACAUUAUGUCCCAUGUGAUCUCUAUUUGAUAUUGAUAUUUGUUACAACUCCUAUUUUAUAGUUUGAAAUACACUGUAAUGUAUCGUUUUUAGUGCAUUAUAAGAGAUUUAUUUUAUCUAUGCCGACUUUAAACAGAUAAUUGAUAAGUCCCUUAUCCCUUUCACAGUAUUAGGAAUGCUUUAAAUAUUAUUUACAUUUUAAUGUUAACACAGAAAUGGAAAUCAGCAUUCAUAUAAAUAUGUACAUACUGUGCUAUACUAUGUUAUGUAAAUAUUGUUCAUUGUUGUUGAAUUUAAUAGAAAUACUGAAUUGGUGCAUCUUGAUGAUAUAUUAACUGGUACAUUAAAGUUUAGCAAGUUAUUGUUUCAUAAAUGAAAAUACCCUUCAAAACCAGUGGAUCAAAUAACAAACAAAACUUCCUCAAUAUUAUGGAUGUUAAUUUUUCCUUUAUAUAGCCUCCAGUGUCAAAUAUUAAUGUUCCAAAUACAGUAUUCAACAUCAUCAUUAGACUCCAAGUAUGCCAGUCUCUCAUUAAAAUCAUAUCAUUCCAUAUUAUAUUUGUUAUUGCAAGGCUUAUCUGUUUUUUUAUAUAUAUUUAUUUAUAUUUGUUGUAACUCUCAAGUCUCUAUACAGUUUGAGGUAUAGUUGUUGGUGCAUUAUAAGUUGCUUAGAUAUAACAAUAUAUUCUCAAUAGAUAAGUGAUAAGUCCAUAUCCCCUAUCUUAUAAACUUAAUGUUUUCAUAACAAAAUUUGUGUUUUGGUGCUACGAGUUUAUAGGCAUUCCAGCUGUUUAUACAAUUUUUUACCUGUUAUGUUUUUUAUUAUAUUAUGUAUGGUUAAGAUAGUUUGUUAAUGUUUUAAAUGUAUAUAAAAUAGUGCAAUAAUAUAACAUAAAGUUUAACUAGUGCAAUAGUAAUGAGACAAUCUGGUUUUAUCAAAUGGUACAUAUGCAUACCUUUUUCUACGCAAUAAUAUGACAUUAAACAUUCAUCACAUUUAAGUUAAUAUUCAAGUAUGUCCGUGAAUUCCAAGCAUUAUAAAAAAAUAAAAAUGACUGAUAUCUUCUAUAUGAUGUUGCUAUGUUUAAAUUCAUUUACAAUACAUACUUCUUGUUAUUUUUGUUAAUACUGCUCAGCAUGUCAUUUAGAAUGUUAAAAGUUUGUUAAUACUUUAUGAUGUAAUUCUAUGUUUACUUCAUAUAGAAUAAAUACUUUUCAAUUUCAA
Molecule: messenger RNA, 3976 nt
Organism: Mytilus californianus (California mussel)
Lineage: Eukaryota; Metazoa; Mollusca; Bivalvia; Mytilida; Mytilidae
Exons: 3
Coding region: 697-1785 (362 amino acids)
Source: RefSeq, a predicted model, not a curated record